Neoarius graeffei (lesser salmon catfish) is the source of this 4697-nucleotide messenger RNA. It is a transcript of the gene mrtfab, whose product is annotated as myocardin related transcription factor Ab. The record is from RefSeq and is a predicted model, not a curated record. Gene Ontology annotation, biological process: smooth muscle cell differentiation. The coding region runs from base 312 to 3800 and encodes 1162 amino acids. The transcript has 19 exons. NCBI's taxonomy places the organism in Eukaryota, Metazoa, Chordata, Actinopteri, Siluriformes, Ariidae.
CACUGCGGAGGCGCUGUAGUCAGGGUCGCUGAGUAGCAUAGCUUCAUGCUAACCAUGACGGCACAGGUUUGGGAAUAAAUGAAGCGUUUUAAAACCUCACUAGUUACUUCAUUUAGAUCCUCGCAACCCGACAGGUAUGGACUUGCAGAAUGAGGAAUGUGUUCUUCCCCAUUACAUUGUAAUAGGGUUUUCAUGCUGCAUGUCUGAACACUGUCUUCACUUCCACAAGAGGCUCAUGCAAACUCCAGAAAGUGCAUCAGCAGAGCCUUGUUUAGGUUUUUGCAGUGAUCCAGUUAUGUAACUCCUAACACAUGAGCAACGAAGAGACCCUUGUGUGUGUUUGUUGUCUCUCACCCAUCACUCUGGCAGCGCAGGAGAUCGUGGUUGGGAAGGAGCUGAGUGCCGGCAGGAUGGUGUCUGCCUCAGGCGUUUCUCCCAGCCCUCAAAGUGAGGCCAUGACUAGCGAGCUGCAGGAGCUUUCGCUUCAGUCCAUUCCUACUCUGCUGCCUUUGAGCGAGCGGAAGAAUGUCCUCCAAAUCAAACUACAGCAGAGGAGGACACGAGAGGAGCUCAUCAGCCAAGGAAUCAUGCCGCCGCUGAAGAGUCCUGCUGCCUUUCAUGAGCAGAGAAAAAGUCUUGAGAGAGCACGGACUGAGGACUAUUUGAAGAGAAAGAUCAGGAGUCGGCCCGAGAGGUCAGAGCUGGUGAGGAUGCACAUACUAGAGGAGACGUCAGUGGAGCCAUCUCUGCAGGCCAAACAACUGAAGCUAAAGAGGGCUCGCCUGGCUGAUGACCUCAAUGAUAAAAUUUCUCACCGGCCCGGCCCUAUUGAGCUCAUCCAUAAGAACAUCCUGCCUGUGCCUUCACUCUUAGGUUCUCCAAAGGGUGAGAAUUCUUCAUUGGAUGAGGACAGCAGUGAUGGCCUAUCUCCUGAACAGCCAGGCAGUCAGGACUCUCCACUUGGCUCUGUCCCUCAGCAUUCCCCCUCGGAUAUGCUUAAUCUGAACAGAAACCCCUCACCCACACAGUUCCUUACCCAGGCUGCACCAUCUCUGAUUAAUGCUCCUGAGUCCUCUUCCCCACAAAACCUGACCAACGGAACUUCGAUGGUUGUAUGUGCCCGUCCUCCUACUGGAUCUGCCAAACACUCCCUGUCAAAGUCUAGUGUUGAUCGUUCUGCUCAGCGGACUAAAAAGCCUAAAGAGAACAAACCUAAGGUGAAGAAGCUCAAAUAUCACCAGUACAUUCCUCCUGAUCAGAAGAAUGACCGUGAACCCCCUCCCCAGCUGGAUUCAUCUUAUGCCAAGAUUCUCCACCAACAGCAACUCUUCCUCCAGCUCCAGAUCAUCAGCCAGCAGCAGCAGCACUACAACUAUCACACCAUCCUACCUGCACCACCCAAACGUCCUUCUGAACAGCAGCAGCAACAGCCAGCCAAUUCUGGCCCUUCUCCAUCUCGAUCACUUUCCUCAUCUGCUGCCGCAUCCACUCAGAAUGGAGCUAAUCGUUCAAGCCAGCCAGUGGCAGGAGGGGUCAAGCCAGGAGUACUGCCUGCAAACUUGGAUGAAUUCAAAGUUGCAGAACUUAAACAGGAGCUGAAACUGAGGGGUUUGACUGUGUCUGGCACUAAGAAUGACCUUAUAGAGAGACUGAAGAACUACCAGGAACAGAAUGGUGGUGCAGCAGUAGGAUCUGGACCUGUGAAAACGGUUCAAGUUCUAACUCAGGAAGUGGCAGCUCAGUCUUCCACCUCUGUCCCUGGCACACACCAAUCUAAAGACACCAACGGGAUGGUGGCAGCCUAUCCAGUGACCGUGAGCAGCGGCAUCCAAGCUGCAGCCCUGCCCCAAAUCACACGCUUCAACAGUACAAGCUCCUCCCCUCCUGUAUCUCCUACACCAUCUGAACGCUCAGUGGCUGGAAUGAGUCCCGAUGAGACCAGCUGUAAUGGGGAUGUGUUUGGAGAAAUGGUUAGCUCACCUCUCACUCAGCUGAGUCUGCACCCAUCCUCAGAACAUCCAUCCCCAGUUAAAGAGGAGCCUCUUGGGCAGUCAUCAUGCUGCAUGUCCCACCCUACUGCUGUCCCUUCUUCAGCUACUCAGCCUCAGGAGCAUCCAAUGACAGCCCCACUGGCACCCUCAGCACCUCUGCUGGACAAAGACCAGAUGCUCCAAGAGAAGGAUAAGCAAAUCGAGCAGCUGACCCGCAUGCUAAGGCAGAAACAGCAACUUGUAGAGACUCUGCGCUCACAGCUUGAGCAGGGCAAGCGUGGCUCGACCAUAGAGGGAAUGGAAAUAACGGUCAAGGCUGAAGGAGUAGCCCUGGCCAAUAGAGAGGCUGUGAAGGUAAAAGAGGAAGCAAGGGAGGACAUGGAAACUUCAGCAGAGCCGCAGCCACAACCUCAGAGAAAGAUACAAACACAAUGUUCUCAGCAGACACUGCUCAAAUUGCAGCAAAUCCACCGAUUGCAGGUGCAGCAGCAAAUGCAGUCAGAGCAGUCAAAACAGCAGCAGCCGCAGGCACUACAACAACAGAAGCUGCAGCAGCUCAUUAUCCAGCAGAGCCAGCCGAAGCAGCUACAGGCCAAUCAGAAGAAGCAACAGAGGCCACCAAAACAACAGCAGCAGAAACAACAACCGUUACAGACACAACAGGUCUCCCAAGUGUUUGUCAACCAGCAAAGUGGUACUCAAGUGACCACAUCGUUCCCACUGGAUCUUCUCAAAGCUCAUCCAGCACCCACUCUUGUCACCGAUGGCAAUGGUAACCAUUAUCUCAUUGCACUUACCAAUAACAGUGUGGAUAACCGGAACAGUGAAUCUCCACAAAGCAAAAGCAAUGGACGCAUCACCCUGCAGAGAAUGCAGUCCACACCUGUCAGGCUACCCAGCCAAGCGGCUAAUGAGGAUGCUCAUCCUGUGAACAAAUCCCUACAGUCUCAGAAAACUGCUCCUGUCAAACAGCCUACUUCGAAAGUACAAAAGGCAGGAUUGCAUUUAGAAACGCCUUUUAUUCAAGAGUCAAGUGAGUCAGUAUCAGCCCCGCCCAGUCUUCAUCCUUUUUUCCUUAGUGAGGAGUCCCACCCUCUCAUCGAGCCUAGCUCCCCUGCUUCACUCAAGGGAGAGGUGUGUCCAAGUUUUGACCGACACACUUUAUUUACACCUCCAUCUCCAAAACGGGAAUCCCAUAACCCCCAUCAUGUCAAAGAGAAUUGUUCCAACAAUCACCAUGUCGAUGAUUUGUUUGACAUUCUCAUUAAGAGUGGAGAAAUCUCAGCAGGAUUCAAGGCCAAUCCAGACCCUUCUCUCUCAGAGCUGCACUCCAACCCCCCCUCUCCUCCAUCCUCUCCGCUUCAUCUCUCACCCCCCACUUCUCCAACUGCCCCCACCCCUUCCCAUCAGCCUCCUGACGCACAGCAUCAGUCCUGCUCAGGAAGUGGCCGUCUGGAGGACUUCCUGGAGAGCACCACGGGGUCACCGCUGCUUGGUGUGGAACCUGAUGGUCCGCUGACCCUGAUCGACGACCUCCACAACCAAAUGCUGAGCACUUCUAGUAUUCUCGAUCAUCCCCAUUCCCCAAUGGACACAAGUGAGCUGAGCUUCUCCCCCCAUCCCACCAGCCUGGACUUUGAAGACCCCGUGCUUGAUGGUAUGGACUGGCUGGAUUUAUCCAUGGGAGGAGGGAGCAAUGCGGGAGGGACAGUCCUAGUUCCUCUGAGUUCACACACACCUCCCAGUGUUUUCUCAGCAGACUUUUUGGACAGUUCAGACCUGCAGCUCCAUUGGGACUCUUGUUUGUAGAUUUGGUCUUAAUUGCUUAGCAGAUACAAUGCAACCUAGCACCUUUACUCGUAUACAGUGCACAGCCUUUACACACACACACACACACACACACACGCACCAACAUACAUGCUGUUUCAAAUGCUAAACCAUUUAAACUGGUGUAUAUUUAAGCAUUCACUUGCUUAAUACGUCUACUAAAGCACUGAGUAUUACCCCUUACACUCUGAACCAAACAUAAACAUGGUACAGUGCACUGUAUUCACCUCCUGUCCAAAAAGAGUAACUAAUGUAUUCUCCCCCCCCAAAAAAAAACCCUGAAAAAACCCUCCAAAUAAAUGGUUGCACCAGCUGUUGGGGUGACUGUGUAAUGAGGGUUUUAAGCUCACACAGCUGGUUGCUUAUUGUCCUGAAUAAAUAGUAUUUGAAUCCUGCCGAUUUUUAAAUGUCAGGAUUUUCUGGAGAUAUCCAGAAAGACGGUGUUUAGCUAUGUGAGUUACCUCCCAUGCCAUAUUGCUGUCACUCCACCCAAUUUUCCCUGCUGGCACUGAGAGACAUGGGCACAUAAUGGGAAGAAGGAUUAAGCAGAGAGAUACUCUUCACCUAAUUUCUAAGACUGGCUUUGGAAUAGCUUCCAAAACACCAGUGCUUUUCAACUUUGCACUUAUGCUGACCUGACCAGUAUUCUGGUCUAAGGAAACCUCCAACUGAAAAAACUCUGCUGGGAACUGGGUUUGGUGAUGUUCACCUUGCUCUAUGCAUUGCUGUAUUUGAGGUACAUGUUAUUGACUAAAGCCUUUCUCUUCACUGAUUACAUUUAGCUACUGGAUGUCAGGUUUGGGAUUCAGAUUUCAUAAUAUUUGAAAAUUGUUAUUUUUUAAAAAGAAACAAAAACAAAAAAUAAAAUACAUAAAUGAA